Molecule: messenger RNA, 891 nt
Organism: Protopolystoma xenopodis
Lineage: Eukaryota; Metazoa; Platyhelminthes; Monogenea; Polystomatidea; Polystomatidae
Source: the annotation of a GenBank genome assembly
AUGGGCUCAAGGGCCAAAGUACUGCUUGAAACUGGUUGUAUAGACAUCCUGGCCCGGGCACACCGCACCGGUUGGACGGCGUUACACUCGGCCGUUCACUUGUGCCUGCCCAAUCUGGUCCGUGUUCUGCUGCUUCACCCGUUCACGUCUCCCAUUCACCAACCGCAUGCCGACGAGACGGCUCGCUCGGUUGCUCUCGUCCGAGCUCGUCUCUUGAUCAACUCCACCACCGAGGCAGACUGGCCCGUCUCGGGCGCCGCGUCUUCCACACUCAGGAUCCCGGUCUCGGCCUACCUGAAGGCCGAUUCUCCCGAUUCCACCGUCCCUUUCGACGACCGAUCGGCUUCCGGACCAGUUUCUGCCCUUUCCUCCUCCUUUCCUCCUCCUCCUGCGCAGAGUUCGACAAGCAAGGUUGACUCACUCCUGACUUCCGCUGCGGCGUCUGCGGGAACUCUCAUUUCGCUGAACUCGUCAGCGGCCGGCGCGAAAUCCGAUGGCCUCGAGGAAUACGAGGCCAGCGACCUUUCAGAUUCGGUUGCCGGUAGGAAGACGGCCUUGGAGAUGUCGUUUGCUCAAAGCUUGGCCAAUCCGUGUCCCGAGAGCCUGGCCACUUUGCACGCUCUGCUGGAGGCAGCGGAUAUGCUCGAUCGGGUGGAGCACGAACUGGUGGCCGACUGCAGUGGCACCGGCACCGGCACCGACACCGGCAGCGGCGAGGCUACCGGUUUUGGUGCUCCCGAGACUCCUGGCGACGGGGACGGAGGAGUCGGGACACGAUUGAGCACAAGCGAUAGCACUCACUCGGGUGCUUCUCGGCUAUGCCGAAUGACGAUGGACGGCGACCGGGCGCCCGACACAGUGUUGCACAGAGCUGUGCUGGCUGGCUGGUGA